AUGGUUAAGAACAAGCCAAGGUUGUAUGUUGUCUGCUUCUUUCGCACACCUCAAGAAGGCGGAAACCCUGAUCCUUACCAUUGGGGCCUCGCCAGCGGUCCAAAGGAUGGUGGAAUGGAGGGCAUGGUUCUCUACCACGUUCGAAACAUCCCAACUUCACAAGGCGUACACUGGCAGUUCGAAGAGCCACCGCGCGAUCUCUCAAGCGGUCCCACGCCCGCGAUGCUCACAUUCACAGCCGUGGCCAAGAUUGAAAACUUACGGCGCCUGGAGGAGGUCUGCUGUAUGGACCGUCUUCAAUUGCCAGAUGUGGGUUGA
This is a messenger RNA of Fusarium musae, 318 nucleotides long. RefSeq lists its product as uncharacterized. The transcript is spliced from 2 exons. The record is from RefSeq and is a predicted model, not a curated record. Bases 1 to 318 code for a protein of 105 amino acids. Lineage: Eukaryota; Fungi; Ascomycota; Sordariomycetes; Hypocreales; Nectriaceae.